Messenger RNA from Aedes albopictus (Asian tiger mosquito), 8563 nucleotides. RefSeq lists its product as uncharacterized. Gene Ontology annotation, molecular function: nucleic acid binding; zinc ion binding. Gene Ontology annotation, biological process: DNA integration. The record is from RefSeq and is a predicted model, not a curated record. The transcript is spliced from 2 exons. The coding region runs from base 1111 to 5355 and encodes 1414 amino acids. Lineage: Eukaryota; Metazoa; Arthropoda; Insecta; Diptera; Culicidae.
CAAGAUGUUAUAUGCCUGCGCAUUUCAAGAGUGCGCUAUCGAAACGUCACUUGACGUGACGAUCGAGAACCGAAGGGUUCGUUCGAUAAAAUGAAAUAAACGAUAGUCAGUCGAUUCCGAGACAGUAUACUAGACAGUUGUUAUUUUCAAACCCUCCGCAUCACGAUCCCGUUUAUUGGAUUUUCCACAGCGCUAAUUCUCCUGGUUGGUCUUUUUCGUGGAUAUUAGUCAGUACUCAAAAGUGGCGACGAAAAGGUAAAAGUGAUCCUACGUGUGUGAUAGCAUAUUUAACGAAAACGGUGAAAGCCAACCCGAAAGCAGUUAGCGGCAGUCAGGCAAGUUCAUCGCGACGCUGGCGCACACACAGCACGAGCCAUUUUGAGGAUCAUUACUUGGCUUCGACGUAACGAUUGGAGCAAUCUCGUUCCGGAACCCAAUUGGCAAGUCAAGUUACGAUUCACUCAUUUGGUUGGUUUAACCUGAUCUGCUGGACAAAACUGUAAGUAAAACCGCUCCAGCGGUAAGUGGAGUCAUUUCCAGAUAUUAUUCCUAGAGUUGGUUUAUUGAAAACGAGUGGUGUGGAGGAACGCCAUUACAUUGGUGCAACAAAGAAAAGGCCUUUUCGAUUAUUGUAGCACAAACAAUUAUUCAAUAGGGUUCAAAAAGAAUCAUAUUUACUGUGUAUUGAAAGUUAAUGAAUGGGAGUGAUUCUUUUCAUUGUGCUAUUGUAAUAUAAUAAAAGAGUUUUCUUUUACUCUUUUUAACAGAUCGCAGUGUACAAUUGAAUAAUAGUUCAGUGAUUUUACCACACGGCGGCUGAUUUAAUCGAGUGUUUGGUGGAUUGUAUGUUCCCUGACAUCACGGCGGUUAAGUAGCUGUAGAAAAUAAGCCUGCUUCCCACACUCGAUCAGUAGCGGAGUUAUACGAAACGAGACAUAGGCCCACGGUGUAAGCGCAGUAUUCGAAGGGGUUUUCGGCUGUAAGGAUUCGUUACGGCAACGAUCGUUGGUUGGCGAAGGUCAAAAGUCGGCACCGCUGCUAAUUUUAUUUUACAAUACAAAGGGCUUUCCACUUUCCUUUAAUCUGCUGUUUUCUGAGCAUAGCAUAGCGAUGAGUGCGUCGAGCAUUGCUUGUACCAUAGAACCCUAUCGUAGGGGUGCCAGCUUUAACGAUUGGUACGCAAGGUUAAAAUUUUUCUUCAAAAUUAACAAAAUAAGUGAUGAAGACAAAAUGGGAUAUUUUAUCACACUCAGUGGACCAGUAAUGUUUGAGGAAAUCAAACUACUGUAUCCAGCUGGUGAUUUUGAAAACGCAGCCUUUAACGACUUAAUUGCGAAGCUAAAAAACCGAUUGGAUAAAACAGAUCCAGAUUUAGUCCAGCGAUAUAAAUUCAGUACUAGGGUACAAAAUCCAGAUGAAACAGUUGAAGAUUUCAUCUUGGCUUUGAAAUUACAAGCAGAAUUCUGCGACUUUGCCAAUUUUAAAGAAACGGCCAUUAUCGAUCGCAUUAUAGCGGGAAUAAGGGAUAAAAAUUUGAGACAGCGCCUUUUGGGAGAAGAAAAGUUAACAUUAGCAAAUGCGGAGAAAAUCAUUACUACAUGGGAGGUUGCAAGGGCAAAUGCGGGUACAGCAGACGGACGACAUGGCGGAGAGACAGGAAUGAUCGCGGCGGUUCACAAUAGCACGAAUGGCCAGUAUGGAAAGGCUUACAGGAAGCUAAAGCAUACGUUGGACUUGGGAAGAAGAUACCAGGAAGAUUACGUCAAUAGAGGAGCAAGCAGCAGCAGAGGACCGGUGAAAAGUCGUCUGGGAACAAGACCUUAUGAGUACGGGAAUCAUGGAAGAGUGCAGCGGCCAUUCGGAUCUAACACCGGAAAUUUCAAACAAGAAAGUGGAGGGAUGACAAGACCAAAACCGGACUAUUCCCAAAUGGUGUGCAACUUUUGUGGAAAGAAGGGUCAUAUAAAAAAUAAAUGUUUCAAACUGAAGAAUCUUCACAGGGAUGCGGUUAAUCUAGUAGAUUCUUACAAACCAGGGCCUUCAGCGGACCGCCACAUAGUCGAACUGUUGGACAGGAUGAAAACAAGUGAUUCAGAUGGAGAGGAGAGUGAUUCAGGUGAUUUGGAAUGCAUGUUGGUCUCGUCUAUUAACAAAAUCAGUGAUCCGUGUCUGGUGCUCGUCGAUAUUGAAGGAAAUUUGAUUGAAAUGGAGGUGGAUUGUGGUUCGUCAGUUUCUGUUAUGAGCAAAAGUCAAUACUUUUCCAAAUUUUCUAGUCCUUUACAAAAGUAUGAAAGAAAGCUAAUUGUGGUCAAUGGUUCAAAACUCAAAAUUGAGGGUGAAGCAAAAGUGUUAGUAAAGUUCAACAAUAGACAAGAGAUGAUGCAAUUGCUAGUACUAGAUUGUGAAAACGAAUUUUUCCCUUUAUUUGGCAGAACUUGGCUAGAUGUUUUUUACUCCAACUGGAGGCAUUUUUUUACAAAUACAUUGAAAGUUAACAGUUUGAUAAAUGAAUCCAGCGAAAUUGCUGUUGAAAGUAUAAAACAAAAGUAUCGCCAAGUGUUUGAAAAAAAUUUUUCUUCUCCAAUUAAGGGUUUCAAGGCUCAACUGGUGAUGAAAGAUGAGUCUCCAAUUUUUAAGAAAGCCUACGAUGUACCUUACAGACUGAAAGAAAGAGUGGCAGAAUAUUUAGAUAGGUUGGAAAAGGAGAAGGUGAUAACACCAAUAAAAACUAGUGAAUGGGCCUCACCGAUAAUAAUAGUAAUGAAAAAAAAUAAUGACAUUCGUCUGGUGAUAGAUUGUAGAGUGUCUAUUAACAAAUCAAUAGUACCUAAUGCCUAUCCAUUACCCACAGCGCAAGAUAUUUUUGCAAAUUUGGCGGAAUGUAAAUUUUUUUGUGCUCUCGAUUUAGAGGGGGCUUACACACAGCUUGAAUUAACGGAAAAAUCAAAAAAAUUUGUGGUGAUCAAUACUAUGAAAGGUUUGUACACCUACAACAGACUUCCCCAAGGGGCUUCUUCAAGCGCCUCUAUAUUCCAGCAGGUAAUGGACAAGGUAUUAGAAGGUCUUGAGUAUGUGUCAGUCUACUUAGAUGAUGUUUUGAUAGCUGGAAGGAACUUGGAAGAAUGCAAGAGAAAUUUACUAUUAGUUUUGGAUAGAUUGGCAAAUGCUAAUAUAAAAGUUAAUUUUGAAAAAUGCAAAUUUUUUGUUACACAACUUACCCACCUGGGACACAUUAUCAGUGAUAAGGGGCUAAGGCCGUGCCCAGACAAAAUUUCGACGAUUGAGAAAGCUAAAGCACCAAAGAACGAGUCCGAAUUAAAAUCCUUUUUAGGUCUAUUGAACUAUUACCAUAAAUUCAUUCCUCAUUUAUCUUCUAAGCUGUAUUAUUUGUACAAUUUGUUAAAAAAUAAUGUAAAAUAUGUUUGGGAUGACAAUUGUCAGAAAGCCUUUGAGGAAAGCAAGAAUCUUUUGUUGAGAACUGAUUUUCUGGAAUUUUACGAUCCAAAGAAACCGAUUGUGAUUAUUUCGGACGCGUCUAGCUAUGGCCUUGGUGGCUUAAUAGCACACGUGGUAGAUGACGAAGAAAAACCGAUAAGCUUUACAUCGUUUUCGUUGAACCAAGCACAGAGAAAGUAUCCUAUUCUGCAUCUUGAAGCAAUGGCACUAGUUUGUACUAUAAAAAAAUUCCACAAGUAUUUGUAUGGUCAACAUUUUACGGUUUAUACGGAUCAUAAGCCCCUUGUAGGUAUUUUUGGAAAAACGGGUAAAAAUUCGAUUUUUGUGACGAGACUUCAAAGGUUUAUUUUAGAUUUAUCUAUUUAUGACUUCGACAUAGUUUAUAGGCCUUCACAUAAGUUGGGAAACGCGGAUUUUUGUUCGAGGUUUCCCUUAAGACAGGAGGUUCCUGAAGAGCUAGACUCCGAGGUAAUUAAGAGUAUAAAUUUCAGCAAAAAUGUUCCAAUAGAUUACAGAAUGAUAGCUGAAGGCACUAAAAAUGAUGAGUUUUUACAAGAAGUCAAAGGAUUCAUGCACAAUGGUUGGCCAGAAAGGGUAAAUAAACGCUUUAGCGAAGUUUUUGCAAACCAACAUGAUUUAGAAUCAGUGGACGGUUGCUUACUUUACAAAGACAGGGUAAUAGUACCAAAAAAGUAUCAAGCAGAAGUGUUGAAACUUUUACAUAAUAAUCAUGCGGGGGUGGUGAAAAUGAAGCAAUUAGCAAGAAGUAUGGUUUUUUGGUUUGGAAUAAAUGCAGAUAUAGACAAAUUCGUGGCUAAUUGUGAUGCAUGUAACAGUAUGGCGAUUUCCCAUAAAGCAGAGACGUCAUCCAAAUGGAUACCGACAACCAAACCCUUUAGCAGAGUUCAUGUAGAUUUUUUUUAUUUUGAACAUCGUAUCUUUUUAUUAAUUGUCGAUAGUUUCUCAAAAUGGAUUGAAAUCGAGUGGAUGAAGUACGGCACUGAUUGCAAUAAAGUUCUAAAGAAGUUAGUAGAGUUCUUUUCCCGAUUUGGCCUGCCAGAUGUUUUGGUUUCGGACAAUGGUCCACCAUUCAAUUCCAAUGGUUUCAACAGUUUUCUUGAGAGGCAGGGUAUCAAGGUAAUGAAAAGUCCGCCUUACAAUCCCUCAAGUAACGGACAAGCGGAGAGAUUAGUGCGAACAGUUAAAGAAGUUUUGAAGAGGUUCUUACUGGAACCAGAAAUUAUGGAAUUGGAUCUGGAAGACCAGAUAAGCUUAUUUCUGUUCAAUUAUAGGAACAACAAUAGGACGAAUGACGGACAGUUUCCGUCUGAGAAGAUUUUCUCUUAUACACCCAAAACUAUUUUACACCUUAUUAACCCUAAAACACAUUACAAAAGACAUUUGGAGUUACCACAGCCAGAUGAUGAGAUCAUAACAGAAACAUUAGUUGCUAACACGGCUAAGCAUCCGAAGGAUGCAUUAGAUGAUCUGAUGGUUGGUGAUGAACUGUGGUACAAAAACCACAAUCCCAGCCAUCACGCAAGAUGGAUAAAGGCAACCUUCAUUAAACAAUAUUCUCGUAAUACCUUCCAGAUACGUAUUGGAAACGUAGAAACCAUGGCGCACCGGAAUCAAAUCAAGACGCGUAAGGACGACGUAUCAUGGCAAAGGCCAAAUGUUAUCAUUACAAAAAGAGGACCGGAAGAAGCAACGAACGAUGCGCCAUUGGAAUCGGGAGGAAUGUUGGAAGUAUAUGAAGGCGAAACAGCAAAUACUGAGAAACUGAACAGUCGGAGUAGGAAACGAAAACGGCCGGUUGGUGAAACGGAAAGGCAGGAACCUAGGAGGUCGAAGCGUAGCAGAAAAACAAAUCGAAGUGACCUUUACUGUUAUAAUUAACCGAUCGAAUGUUUUGUGGGUUAGGAUAUUUUGAAAAAGUCGAUUAUUGAAUUGAAUGUUCUGAAUUUAAAAUAUGUUUUAUUUUACUCUCAUCUUUGUUAAAGGGGGGAGAAUUGUUAUAUGCCUGCGCAUUUCAAGAGUGCGCUAUCGAAACGUCACUUGACGUGACGAUCGAGAACCGAAGGGUUCGUUCGAUAAAAUGAAAUAAACGAUAGUCAGUCGAUUCCGAGACAGUAUACUAGACAGUUGUUAUUUUCAAACCCUCCGCAUCACGAUCCCGUUUAUUGGAUUUUCCACAGCGCUAAUUCUCCUGGUUGGUCUUUUUCGUGGAUAUUAGUCAGUACUCAAAACAAGAUAGUAUGAAUUAAUUUAGCCUUAAACAAUAAUGCCUUGGUAUGACUUUAUUGUGACGAAAAAAUAUCUAAUGUCCCAUAAGUGGUUGAAAAGAUAUAGAAAGUUGCUAGGAUCAUCUGGAUUCUAGAAAAACAGACAAAGGACUAAUAUUACCUACUACAAAAACGAAUUGAAUCGUGUGGAUGGAUACCUACGGUGGAUCUUAAAAAAACAUACAAUUUAUCAAUAAUUGGAAAGGGGGUUAAUGUAAGGGACCGUCCAGGAAUGACGUAACAUUUUAAGGGAGAUGGGGAAAUCCCAGAUAUUGCUACAAACCAUGUAUUAGGUACGGAAAAAUAGGCCACGAGGGAAGGGGACGAGAGUUGUUGAAAAUCGUCCAAAAUAUGCUACGUCAUUUGUGAACGAUCCCUAAGGCAUGCGUACUUGUAGUGAAAAUUCAAUGCAAGCAAGAAAAGGGUGUUUCGGAUAAAUUUCAUUUUCAUACAAGGUUCAAGGUUAUUUUUUUUUAUUGAGGAAACGCAUGUGACAAUUCAGAAGAAUGACAAAUAACAAGUUACAGUGUAGGUGGAAACUAGUUUUUAUAUUUUAAUUACAUGCUUAAUUGAUUAACCUUUUGUUCUUGUACGUUUAAAUUGAAUUAAAUUGUACAACAAAGUAUUGUAAUACGGGAUAACAUUGUUUUUUCAUUUUUCUUUAUUACUUUCCUUGUACAAGCUAACGUUACAAUGUUUAUAUUUUUUAAACAAAUCGUGACCCUCUUAGUAUGCGUUAAGGUAUAAAAUAUAGCACAAAAGUUCAACAAGCUGUAACAUUUUAUAGUAUGCAUCAAAAUUUCUCAAAUUUUGACUGUUUAUCAACCUACUAUAUGUGCAUCAUUGGUAUAAAUUUGUUUUAUCUAGAUUGGUUAAUCUAGAACUGUUCUCGUAAAACACUAUUUUUUUAGACAACUAAUUUUUGAACUAGGGGAAUUUGCGUAUUAUCGGCCGUUUUGCUCCCUUCAUCAUGGGGGUUUUUAUGAAACCUGUCGAGCUCAAAGUUGGCCUCAAAUCUUUACCAAUCAAGCUGAACUAUAAGACCAAGUUUCAGGAAAUUUGGCCGACGAAGAGAACAAACCUGCCGAUUGCAAUACCCAAAGCUUCUCUAUCACAUCUCCGAAACCAGUGUAUCGAAUUUAAUGAACAAAGUAGAAAUACUAAAAUGUAAUGACAUUGAUGUAAAAAAGCAUUUUUUUUUUUCGAGGAAGAUCCGAUGAGUGUCAAUCCACCAUGACUUUUUUCAACGUUCAAUAACUGCCCAUUUUUAAAACACUUUUGAAGCAUUAUUAUAUUGUUGAUAAACGUUCAAAGUUUCAUUAGAUUCGGUUCACUGGUUUCAGAGGUAUGACAGUUCAAAAAUUAGUUGCCUUAAAAAAGUGUUUUACGAGACUGGUUCUAGUUCCGCAAAAGAUUGACCAAUCGAACACAGAUUUAUACCAAUGAUGGACAUAUAAUAGGUUGACAAAUAGCGAAGACGGCUAAUAACAAGACAGCCAGCUCCCAUCCUGUUGCAGGCGACAUGGUUGAAACGCCCUCAACGAUUCACAGGAACAUUAAAACAUGAUUGUGUGCGUGUACAUGCAAAUACAUACACGGAAAUGGUAGCAUCGCAUGCACACUCAUUCAUGAUGUUGUUCCCUGAAGUCGUUUGUGGCGCUAGUGUGCUUGUAGCUCCCAAGGUAUAUGGAGCAAGAGGGUAGAUGUCUGUCUUGUUAUUAGCCGUCUUCGCAAACAGUCAAAAUUGGAGAAUUUUUGAUGCACUCUAUAAAAAGUUACAGCUUGUUGAACUUUUCUGUGAGAUAAAAAAAGGCGCCUUUCCCAAACAUUUUGGUCACCUCUCUUUUAAUCCAAUUUAUGAUUUUUUUUUUUAUCUGUAUUAACGAGAUUUUUAGCCCUGGGCUAGUUCAUCUCGGGACUCACGGUUUACUUCCCUUCCGAAGGAAGAGCUCAAAUUUUGCGAGUUUGUUGUCCUCGGCGUGAUAGUCAAGUGUUUUGGAGACUGACAGGAAGUAGUGAUGCACCGAACAGUAUGGUAAGUGGGGGCAUGAUGGGCCACCUAAGAAAUGGAUCCCUAUAACUUUCUGAAUAAAAAUCGCAUUUCUCUGUUUUCUACCACGACUCUAGGAUACACUAGUCAGCUAUGAUAUAAGACAACAGAAAGGUCAUGAAGUUUGAAACCUCCUUCUUGACAAGCAAUUUCCAAAACAUGACCCAUCUUGCCCCACCUCAUUUUUACGGGGGCAAGGUGGGUCAGCUAUCAGAAAUCUCGAUUUUUUUUCCAAUAAAAAAUACUAUAUCUUCUAUUUUUUUUCUCUAUACAUCUAAGCUUCACAUACGUACAGAAUACAUGGAAGAAGUGUUGCAACAUAUCGGUAGAUUAUUCUAAGAGCUAAAAGAUUUUUGUUCAAGUAGCCAUAAACGGACUUUGAAAACCUAUAUUUUUAGUAGAAAAAUAUUUAAAAUAUGUUCACAAAUUUUCAGUGCUCUAAUCGCGUCGAUAAUGUAGGUCACAGAAUAGCCUUUCAAUAAAAAAUAAAACAUUUUCAAAAAAAUAUGCAAUAUGCAUACUGAAAAAAUAGGGUGAACCAUCUUGCCCCAUCUACACAUUACACGUAGUUAUAUGGAAUGUAUUGCAUAAGAAGUAUAACGAAAAAAUAUUAAAUUUUGUUCUAUGCAAGGAACGUAAAGAAUUUUCAAAACAAUAUAGGGUAUCGCGCCACUUGGGCGGUGGCUUCUAUAUUCGUCUGUUUUCCACUAUAACUCAGUCAAUUUUGAACCAAUAGACUUGAAAUGUUGUACACGGGUGGAUACUAUACCCA